GGAGGAGGAUACGGCCGAAAACUUCGUCGCGGCGGGCACCACACACGCGGGUGGUCAUCGCGCGACGACGACGGCUCGAACCUCUCGGCGGCUCGGCGGCUCGCGGUGGACCCCAACGAGACGGCGACGAUGUUCCCGCGUCGUCCGACGCUGCAAUCCGCGAGCUCCAUCGCGGCGUCAGAAACGGAACGAGAAAUCCACGAAGACGACUCGGUCGACUUUGUGGUGGACGACGAGACGGACGGGGACGGGGAGAUGCGCGGGGUCGACGACAGCAGAGUGGGAGUUGGAGGAGGUCCCGGCGGGUCGUCGUACGCGUUCGUGCCGGAUCCCCCCGUCGUGUACGCCGACGACUACGCGUCAGAGAGCGACGGGUACUCGUCCAGGGGAGGGUACUCGUCCAGGGGAGGAUACUCUUCCAGGGGAGGAUACUCUUCCAGGGGAGGAGGGGUGCCGGGAGGGUCGAGAACGCCGAGGGCGAGCGGGAUACACUACUACGGCGUCGGGGCGAGGGGCGCGGGGGCGCGGGGGCGACACGACGAGGGUUGGAGCGACGAGGUCUGAGCGCGAGCUCCGUCGACUUGGUGGUUUUUAGUUUUAGGAUUUCUUUUUUGGUUGACUGGUUGACCAGCCCACCAGCCAGACGGAUCACGCAC
Messenger RNA from Micromonas commoda, 656 nucleotides. RefSeq lists its product with no specific name. The coding region runs from base 130 to 564 and encodes 144 amino acids. The record is from RefSeq and is a predicted model, not a curated record. The transcript has a single exon. NCBI's taxonomy places the organism in Eukaryota, Viridiplantae, Chlorophyta, Mamiellophyceae, Mamiellales, Mamiellaceae.